Molecule: messenger RNA, 5811 nt
Organism: Botrytis byssoidea
Lineage: Eukaryota; Fungi; Ascomycota; Leotiomycetes; Helotiales; Sclerotiniaceae
Exons: 3
Coding region: 1-5811 (1936 amino acids)
Biological process (GO): metaphase/anaphase transition of mitotic cell cycle; protein K11-linked ubiquitination; anaphase-promoting complex-dependent catabolic process
Cellular component (GO): anaphase-promoting complex
Molecular function (GO): molecular adaptor activity
Source: RefSeq, a predicted model, not a curated record
AUGGCCUUGGUCAAUUCUCUAGGUCUACAUCAACCUACAGGACUUCAAUAUGCUAUUAAAGAAGGAUACCUGACUGCAGAUGCAUCUAGUAGUUCUUACGACUGGUAUAAUGUUUGCGACGAUGAUACAGGCUCAGAAGUCGACGACGAACUAUUAGUUACACCAAGAUGUGUAAUUUGGUCUCGGGGAGGGGUCUUUCGAAAAAGCUACAAUUUUGAUCUCGAGAAAGAACCAAUUACACAGGCAUUGUUGACCUCGUUUCCCAGCGUGGGACCGCUACCAUCCAAGAACGGAACACCAAAGACACAUCAGAAGGGCUCGAAUACAAAGGAAAAGGCAAUUGUAGUGUUCUUGAAGACGCAGGCGCAUGUUUACUUUCUCUCUGGAACUAGUCAUGUUAUACAUUUGCCAUUUGAGGUCGAGUCUGCCACUGCAGCACCUAUCGGUCUCAUUAUACAGCGAAAGUUACGUUCAGAAACUAAUGUCGCAGCAUCUAUAAAGUUUCCACGAGUACCACCCAACUCCUUUGUCUCGUCUCAACCUCAACCAUGGUCUGCGACAAGUUCAAUCCAGUCCACCUUUUCCACUGCGGACUUAGGUGCCCCUAUGCAGAUGCCAACUCAAAUGUCUACCCUAGGAGAUUUGUGGGAACCUCCUUCUAUUCAAAGUGAUGCAAAUUGGCCACGAUUAUUUUCCUUAUCCGAUCCAUUGUCAGAAAUGGGUUUAGUCGUUGCUCAGCCAGGCUUGUCUGAUGGCCGAGUAAAGCGUAGGAGUUCCGGCAAGAUAUCAACAUUGGACCCUUCGGAAGAGAUUCUUCAUGUAUCUCGACCAAACGAAUUUUCUGCCAAGGACUCAGAAAAUCCUCUUAUACUAGCCAUCACUCUGAAUCGCGAGACUAGUAUGUAUACUGUGUGGAAGCUGACUUAUGUUGGGCAAGAACCAAUACCAAACGGCAAAUCUCGAGCUCCGAGUGGUGCAGCGUCGCGCCGACGAAGCUCAUUCAUGCCGGGUGGAACAGGUGCUACAACACCCAUAGGAAAUAGCCAGCAGACCAUGCGAGAAAGCUUUGGUGGGGCUACCCCUGGAUUUAAGAAAACUCCUGCGUGGUCUGAAGAUGCGAAAAAAGACAAAAAGAUCGAUUUUGCCUCUACGCUUGAUCCUGAUUAUGAAGGUGGUAUUAUGCCUAGGAGAAGCUCCCGACGUGUAAGCUCAAUGCUAGCAAGAGCAGAUUUAUCGGCCUCACAUGAACGAAAUGCUUUCUCUGAAUUGGCGACUGGUCAUCAGCACAAUGCAGGUCGACUUCGCGAUUCUUUGGGGAGCCAGCAUACCAGAACGAGUAUUGGACUAAAUGGGCAAGCUUUCUCUCAGCCCAGUCAACUGAGCCAGAGCGUCAAUAGUUUCCUUGAAGCACCAGUUGACGAACUUCUCGAUCAACUUCGUGCUGGAGGUGAUUUUGGCGGCUUCAAUGAUAUGGGCCUUGAUGAUGACGAAUUUGACGCUCUUAGACAGGAAAUCACCCUUACCAAAGUUUGUAGUGUCUCCGCCGAACAUAGUAAUCUUCGCUUUUCGAGUCAACAUAUACCAGCAAAGAGUCAAUGUAAGAUCUUUAUAUUGCCUGCACCACUGUCUGCGGCAGAUGAUCAGCAGGGAAAUUCAAUUGUCAUAUGUAUUUUGGAUUCAGAUGAGAAGAAGCUUCUUGUUAUGACUCUUAACACCAAAGUUCAUAGAAGAGCCAAUUACAAUGACAAUGAGGUUUCUCCAAAUUCAGAGAAGGAAAUAACAUUAGUCAAUCUAAAAGAAGUUAUGAGAGCUCCAGGCGUGAUCGAUGCUUGCAAAUUCGACGACGGCGAUAUAUCUCGUAUCCUAGUUUUGACUGAAACAGAUGAUGGUUUUGGAGAAUUAAGUCUACAAGCCCCGUGGAGUAUUCUCAUGAAGGUGACUCUGCCGGCAAAUUUCGUUAUAUACAACAUUCGAAACUUGAGUCAUGACCAAUAUCCACGUGAAAAGAGGGAAGGAAGCUUCAAGAGAGUGCUUAGUCAAGGUCCUCGUGCUUUGAAGGGUCUGCGUAACCCAAAACCUCGAGGGCUAGUCGAUUUGGUAGAUGACGAAGGCAAAAUGCAUCAGCUGCAAAUACUCAUGCAGCCACGCAGUCCUUACGUGGCCAAAAUUCUUGAGGUGUGCACUAAAGUUUUACCAGGUGCAAGUGGAGGCGAAGGAAUGCUUGUUACAUGGUGGAAUGCUAUGAGGUGGCUUGAACUUGAAUCUGUUGAAACUGCAGAUGCAGAAUGGACGUCUUUACUCAUUGUUUUAUUCUCCAUGGUUAUCAGCUUUAGUGCAGCCAAACAGCCUCAGAAGAAGGCUCAUGCCACAAGAAAAUCACGCACAGCAUUAUUACGAUCUAGCAGUGGCGGGCAAGUUGAUGUGAGUUGCUAUGAGACUAUGCUCAGUCGAUUGGCUCCGUAUGGAAAUCCCAUGCCGCCUUGGCUUAACAGCGGUGGAUGGAAAUGGCUUCUGGAUGAACAAGAGGAGUCGGGAAUUUUUUCUUCCUCUGAAACGGAAAGCCUUCUAUCGACGACUAAGGACAAGGAAACCUUUACUAAAAGGCAUGUGACUCUUGCACAAACCUUUUUCUACUCAAAAUUAGGUCAAGAAGCGGUUACAGGCUAUCUACCGACGGCGACAAACAAAUCUCUUGAGCUUCGCCAAGCUGCUCUGAUUGAUAUUCUCACCGCCUUGCAUUUAUUGCGCGAGGAGAGAAAGCUUAACACAAUGACAGCCGACUCGUUUAGUACUGGCGUAUCUACUCUAACACCGGUACUAACUCAAAUAGUCCGAUGGCUCAGGUGGGAAAGCUGGAUCGAUUUUUAUGAGACUGAAGAAGCCUCUUUAGUAGAUGCACCUUAUGACAUCGAUCUCAUUCUCGCAAAUCAAGUUGCUGAGCCGUUUGAUUGUCCAUCAAUUUACACAUGGAUUCAGGAUUGUUUUCUUGGUCGAAAGUUGAUGCCCUUUUUGACGCUUCAAGAUAUAGUGACACUAAGGUCUGCCAUUCCUACUAGAGGCAUCAGAGAUCUUGAGCGAUGGCGUAGCUCAACACCAAGAACAUUGCAACUUGCACAAUUCUUUUCAUGCAUGCAGGAUGGAUGGUCUCCUGUACAACUCGUAGAAGCACUGUCUGCUUCUGGAGUAGAUAGCCUUUUUCUUGAGACUUUACCAGAGGCUAUACUCGCACCUCUUCAAGAAGCGAUCGUCGAAUGUCAAAGUGAACCUCCAACAACAUGGAGUCGAGAACUGCUUGCACUGGUUGGUCGUGAAGAUGUUACUAUGCUGUUAACGCCCGGCCGUUCGGCUCGAAACUUUCAGCCCUCUUUAUUACCACCCUCACAUGAAUCAAGUCUGGACGUUCAUGCUAUCUGCGCAUCUACAACUGAGAUUGAAACAACUGGAGCGUUCGAUGGAUCCGCCGAAGUAGAUCGUCAAGCUAUUACUCGGACCAUCUUCAAAGAUGACAGAAGAGUAAAUGAAGCAUCUAACAUACUAAACACUUUCCGAUCUACAGUUGCUCGUGUCAAAUCCUCACCUGACUGGACAGAAUCAGAAUUGUUAGAAGCUCAAAAAGAGCACGCGCAAAUGCUGGCUUAUCGCACUUUGGCCAUACCAUCUGGCAAAGGAUUACUAUAUUACAGUGCUCGCAUCCCCCUUUUAACUCAAAGAUUUGCUAUUGGGGGUUUCAAUCUAAGCUGUGUCAUGAAACCAAAUAAUAAUACCAUAGGUGUUGAUAAGAACGCAUUUACCGAAGAAAAGGUCUGUUGGGCAUUCUUCCACGCAGGCGUAUCUGCUGGUCUUAGCAUUUCUCGAGAUGCAAAAGGUAUUGAUACUUCAUGGAUUCUGUAUAACAAGCCACAACAAGAUCUAAGUAACCGUCAUGCUGGGUUCUUACUAGCACUUGGUCUUAAUGGCCAUCUUAAAUCGGUAGCAAAAUGGGUUGCUUUCAGAUACCUGACACCAAAACAUACAAUGACAUCUAUUGGACUACUUUUAGGAUUGGCUGCAUCCUAUAUAGGGACUAUGGAUUCAUUGAUCACACGGCUACUAUCAGUUCAUGUGACAAGAAUGCUCCCACCUGGAGCGGCCGAGUUGAACCUUUCUCCACUCACACAGACUACUGGUAUUAUGGGUAUAGGCUUGCUAUAUUGUAACACCCAACAUCGUCGGAUGAGUGAAAUUAUGGUAUCUGAGAUGGAGCAUAUUGAUCAAGAGGUUGAUGAGGAGCCUUUGAGAAACGAAGGCUACCGACUCGCGGCAGGGUUUGCCCUUGGGUUUAUCAAUCUCGGCAAGGGCUCUGAUCUGAAAGGACUUCACGAUAUGCGUCUCACAGAGAGACUCAUUUCAUUGGCUGCCGGAAGCAAGAAAGUUGACCUUGUACACAUCUUGGACAAGUCCACGGCUGCGGCAAUCAUUUCUGUCGCUCUUAUAUAUAUGAAAUCGGAGAACCAGGUGUUGGCUCGCAAGGUAGACGUACCAGACUCUGUUCUCCAAUUCGAUUACGUUCGACCUGACGCUUUUCUACUUCGAACACUCGCACGGCAUCUAAUAAUGUGGAGCAAGAUAGAGCCUUCACAUAAAUGGAUUAAAAAGAGCCUACCCACUCCUUACAAGAGUCGAAGUUCGUUACAAUGGAUCAGAACCUUAACAUCCGCAGACCUCCCAUUCUACGAUAUACUAACUGGGCUCUGUUUCAGCAUUGCUUUGAGAUUCGCCGGUUCGGCAAAUCUGACCGCGAGAGAUAUUCUAUUGCACUAUUUAGACGAAUUUAGGCGAAUAUGUCAAAUUGAAGCGGAUUCCUUUGAUAAGAAGUUAGCAAGAAAUACCGUUCGCAAUUGCCAAGACUUGGUGGCUCUUGGGGUAGCUACUGUCAUGGCGGGCACUGGAGAUAUUGCUGUUCUUCGUAGACUUCGUUCAAUGCACGGUCGUGAUGAUAGUGAAACACCCUAUGGUAGUCAUCUUGCAGCUCAUCUUGCCAUUGGUGCAUUAUUCUUGGGUGGUGGUACUUUCACUUUCGGAACUUCAGAUAAAGCAAUUGCCGCAUUACUUGUGGCAUUCUAUCCGAUAUUUCCAUCAACUGUUCAGGAUAACAAAUCUCACUUACAAGCUUUCCGUCACUUCUGGGUCCUAGCUGCGGAACCUAGGUGCCUCAUUACACGAGAUAUUGACACUGAUCAACCUGUUCCAAUACCUCUUCAAAUUACACUUCGUGAUGGGAAAGAAGAAGAACGCCACACACCUUGUCUUAUCCCGGAAAUCAACCAGAUUAAAACGGUUCGAACAUGCAGUUCUGAGUACUGGAAUGUUGUUCUGGAUCUUGAGAGCAAUAAAGCCCAUGUGGAAGCAUUCAAAUCAACUCAAAUUCUAUACGUUCGUAAACGCCCAGCUCACGAUGCUAGUACCAACGCAUUCAAAGCUACUCUUCAAGCCUUAGACGAAGCUGAUCAAACAGCAAAUCAAUCCCUUCAAUGGCUUUUUAAACUCCCUGCUUUCUCAACACUUACUAAAGCGGAGAGGGCGUUAGUAUUGCCACCGGAUCAUGGUGGACCGAGGGAUAUUCAUGCAGGCGCAGAACAAACAUCUGUGGACUCUAGGUUAAUUCUUGAACAUGCGACGCUAGAUAGCGGGAAUAAGGACAGAUUAUUAGGGUUAAGGUUGUUGUUUGAGUGGGCGGAUAAAGCUAUGGAGGAGGGAAGGGAGAUGAGGUGGAUUAGAAAGGAGGUGGUGCAAAGGUUAAGAGCAAGGGUAUGGGUUGGUGAGAUGGAGUAG